Molecule: messenger RNA, 8755 nt
Organism: Podarcis raffonei (Aeolian wall lizard)
Lineage: Eukaryota; Metazoa; Chordata; Lepidosauria; Squamata; Lacertidae
Gene: ADGRG6
Product: adhesion G protein-coupled receptor G6
Exons: 20
Coding region: 910-6300 (1796 amino acids)
Biological process (GO): myelination in peripheral nervous system; heart trabecula formation; adenylate cyclase-activating G protein-coupled receptor signaling pathway
Cellular component (GO): membrane
Molecular function (GO): G protein-coupled receptor activity; laminin binding
Source: RefSeq, a predicted model, not a curated record
UUCUCAGCUGUCAGAAAAGAUGGGAUCUAAAUUUAGAGAAAGACAAAGGGUUGAAAUAAGUGGAAGGCUGAGACCUAGAAGAACCAGGAUAGAGCAUGAGCUGGAGACUGCCAGUGGGCUUUACAUCUGAAAUAUGCAAUAAGGACCAAAACGUAGCAAAGAAAACUAUGGGUGAGACAGUAAAAAAGGUUGCAUGACAAAAACAUGCCAACGUAUUAAUGCAAAGUAAUAACAGAUAAAAAUCAACUAAAAUGGGUGCUCAAACUUAAUAAAGGUCAAGGAUAUCAAAUCAGCCAUGGUCAUUUCAUGAUGAAAGACUACUAAGGGCUGCCUUCAAAUUGCUACUUCUUGAGCAGUUCUGAGGAGACAAAAAUUAUCAGGAGAUAGCAGAUUAACGUGGGUUCUCUUGAUAAUAAAUGCUUGUUGCUUUUUAAUUCUAACAUUUCUAUCAAGUAGACUGUGAUAAUAAACUGUCCUGUACUUCCCCCCUCAUGAAACCUCAUAAACCUAUGCAAAAAAAUCUGUUUUAAUUUGAUUUUAUGUUUUUAACGAAUGUAUAUUUGUUAGAAUACAGCUGUUCUUGUGCAGGUGGUGGUUGUUUAUAACUCAUCCUUAAAAAAACCAUAGGGCCAAGUUAUGAAUGUUAUUGAAUGAUUUAGGUCGGUGAGAAUUGCUGAUAUUUACAGUGCGCAGAGUAACUAUUCAAUACCCCUUUUAUGUUUUUGAUGUCUCUGAAUAUCAGAGGAGACUCAAAGUUGGUAUACAUCAGUGCAGUUCCCACUAAAUUAAGAGAGAGUUCCUCUGUUUAUUCAGUCUCUAAGCCUGAUCUGAGGAAGAGGUAAUUCAUUUUCAUAAGUAACCCUUUUGAUCUUUUAACCUUAUGGCUUACUAUAUACAGACCUGCAGGCAAUGAAAGCUCCUGCUACAGUGGUCUUCAGAGUCAAGAGAAGUUCAGCUGAUUCCUCUCAGCCAAUACUACAAGGGCAGGAAGAUUCUAAGAUCAGAGGCGUCAAAAACAUAGGAAUUAUUUCAACUCCAAUAGUAUGGCCUGUGAAGCAGAGGCCUCUUCAUGCCAGUAAAUCUGCAUCAAUUGAACAAAGUCCAGAGAGAAAAAAUGCACCCAAUUAUUUUAUCCCAACAACACCAGAGGUCACAUCAUCUGCUCCUGAGGAGCAGUCGAUAUCUCAAGUGAAUAUCUUGGGUCCUUUUACAGAACAAGUAAACAUAGACGAUAAUUCUUCCUUGAAGUACUCCAUCUUUAAUAACGUUUCAGGGCAUUCUAAAAGUUUGCUAAUUGAGAGUAGUAACCAAAGAGAAAUACCAACUAUCCCUCUUGAUCAUAUCAGGAACAUGGUACUUCCUCUUCAACAGAGUGAAAGUGUUGACAGAGAGCCAAUAUGGACUUGGACACCUCAGUUAGAAGAUCCCAAAUCAGAUUCUUUAUUUCCUUCUCUGAGCAAGAGUAUCUUUCAUCAACCCACAGAGGAUACUCAGUGGUUGUUAUCAACAAAUAGUUACACAUUCUCUUCUGCUUAUAAAUAUGCUUACAAUUUCUUACAGUCUUUGAGUGAAGUUGCAACAUACAAUCAAGCUGUUUCUGAUAUUUCAGAAGAAAUGCUUCCAUCUCUUUCUGUCCAGUCUUCUUAUACACACCGUAUGCAAUUAUUUCAAGAAACAAAGGUAGACUUACUAGAAAAAAGGUCACUUGGAAAUGUCUACCUGGAGCCCACAAAGAGAAUUCUACAAGAGGAUUCUAUUAGAAAUGGGUUUUAUAUUUUUGGUGAACUACAGCCUACAAAAUUUAAUUACAUCAAAGACUAUAAUUCAGUACAUUUUAAAAAACAAGUUUUUAAACAGAGUGCAAAUCCCUCUGGCUCCUUACAAAACAUGAAAGCCUGGUUUCCAGAUGUUGUGCCCAUAAUUCAGCCAACAGAAGUUUUCCUGCCAGCAGAAUACAGUACAGAAUUGCAAAGUUUAUCAGCUGUUUUACCAAAAAGAGACACACACUCAGAAAUUCAACAGACUGUUUUUGUUUCAUCGUUGUAUCAUGGAACUUUCAACACUGCUUCUUUAAAAGGUGGCUUAUUUAGACCUCUAACUGAAGAGGAGGUGGUAGAGGCCUCUUCUCCAGAAGAUGAAUUUGAACUCCCAGAUACAUUUCUUGCUUAUACCAACUCCAUGUCUCUUUCCUUAAUUUCCUUGGAAAAUAAGCUUCCAGGAUCUGGACACGUAGAAAACAGUGAACCUGAUAAACCACAUAAUGACAUGACUCUUCCCACAAUUGAUUCUAAACGGAUGGAUAAAAUCAGUAAGUCCUGGAAGCCUGGUGACUUGAGUCGUCCAAUACAAUAUGUAGAUAAUUGGAUUUUGGGAAAAGAUCCUCUAGUGCCUUCUGAGGACUCUACAGAAAGGUGGCAGCUCUUCUUCAGCCAGUCAGUUUCUUCCCUAACAGAAGGAGUGUUACUGCCUGCCACAGAAACAGAUGACAUCACCAUGCAAACUACCCCUAAUAAUAGCACAGUGGACCAUGGAACUGAACAAAUAAACACUUCUGCUUCUGUGUCAGAAAAGAAUAGAGAGAAGCAUAGUUCAGUUGUUCCGAUACUCUCGUCAAGGAUUUCAGAAAGUAUGGAAAGAACAUUUCCACUGGAAACAAAAAGAGACCUUCCUCUUAACAUAAGUGUGUCCAUGAACGAUGAAUCUCCACUUUAUUUUCCUUUGACUUCAUUAGAAAUACCUGUGAUUCAGCCUUCCAUGCAUUUGCAAAUAAGUACUUCUGAUAUGCUGUAUGUAAAGUUGAAAAGUACUGCUGUAUUAGCCACACAGCAAAUUUUGGAUAAAACACAAGCUGGCUAUAUAAUAAAUGCAUUCCCUUAUCAUACUGAUCUAUUAAAACAAACUUUUAUGCCUCCAUGUACAGAAAGUGCCUGUACAGUUUCAGCACAGAGUCUAAUAAAUGUGCAGUUUGGUAGCCACUCAGCAGCACUGAUGGUGUCAACACCUUUAAUCUCACGAAGUCUUCUAAGUGACCUUGGUCAAAAGUCUCCUGAUUUGGGCUAUUCAUGGAAUGAAGUCCUAAACGUACAAACAAGCCCACUGAAUGAAAGCUAUAUAACUGUCAAUGAAAAACAACCUUUGGAAGAUUCAGAAAACAACCAUACCCCUUCGCUUCAGCUAGAAAAUGUUGAUAUAUUUGUUGGUGAUGUGGAUCAUGAAAGUAUUAAGCCUAAUAUAGAAGCUACCAUUUCAGGAGAGGAAUCAGUUUGGAAGAUGCAUCUCUUUAGCAAGCAUACCUAUAGUUCUGCAAACAAAGUAUUGCCCUCCUUCAAUCCUAGUAACAAUUAUGCUACUGAUUUGUACAUUUGGACAAUUUCCAGAUCUUUUGAAAGCUUCCUGGAUUAUGAUAAAACAACCUACCAUUCCUUUUUGGAACCAACAAUUUCACUGGUAACAGAUGUGAUAGCAGAGUCACCUCCAUUUCUUGAAUCCAUUAUUCAUUUUAAUGAAAGUACCUUAAACAGCACAAAUGUAACAAUUGGAAUGACACUCCUUCAUAAUUUGCAAACCCAAGGCUCGGUGGAAAAGGUGACUCAAGAAUUUUUUUUGUCCAAUGUGACAUCUAAAGCAAACCAAAGUAUUGUAGCCCACACAACACUGAAUCCUAGCACCAGCUCUCCCAAAUCUUUGUUGUCUUGUUUUUUAUGCAACAUCUUCAUUGACCGGGACUGCCCAUGUGGACCUGAGGUCAAGCACAGGGGACUGUUCUACAGAAUUGCCAUUACUGUCUAUACUUCCAACCUUGAAUCAGAGUCAAGUGUUCAGAAUGCAGUUGCAGAAUGGCUAAAUCGCACCUUUCAGAAUUGGAAUUACACUGUAUAUGUGGUCAAUAUAAGCGUUCAGCUGAGUACUGUGAAAGAAGGAGUAAGGGAAAAGAGAAGCACAAAUGAUCAAAGUUUUGAUGUCCGGGCUCUUCUGGUUUACAAUUCUUCCAGCAAUGUAAGUUUAGAAAAGCAUAUGAUAGAGAAGAAACUCAAAAGCAGCAAUGAGACUAUGGGAAAUGGCUUGAAACUUGAUAAAGUGGAUGUUAAUCCAAUUGAAAAAUGCGAGAGGGAAGAAUACCCGCUAAAUUACUUGUGGACAGAAACCAGACCAACAGUGACUGACUUCACACCAUGCCAAGGCAGCUCUACUCAGAAUGCAUCAAGAACAUGCUUUCUAAAUCUAGGUAAUUACACAUCAUAUUGGGGUGCUCCUGACCUUAGAAACUGCACAGAUAAUGCAGCUGAUAUAGCCAAUCAGCUUCUGAAUCUGACAGGAGAAGGGCAGCAGUUGACUUCAGACAAAGUCAAUGAUGUCAUCCAGAAGCUAAAAAAAAUUGUGAAUGAUGAAGAAAUCAAUGAAUCCCUGGGUUCUACUGUGGUCACAAUAUUUUCUAAUAUCCUGACCAGUUCUGAUAGUGUUUUGGCAGCAUCGUCUUCUGAAGCUAUAAAGACAAUUGAUGCCUUAGCACUGAAGAUUCAGUUUGCAGGGCCUUCCAUGAGCAUCUCAACACGGAACUUGGCACUUGGUGUUUCAUCUUUGAAUUCAACUUCAUUCAAUGGCUCCUCUUUCAGUGUUGGCCCCCAAAACAAUGCUUCAGACUUUCAGAUUGGUUUUGACAAAAGUCAAGAUAAUUCCCUGGCUUCAGUUGCUUUACCUCCAAGCUUACUAACCCAGUUAAGUCCAGAAGAACUUGAAGCUGUAUCCAGAGCUCAGUUUACUUUUUUCAAUAAAAAUGGACUCUUCCAGGAUGCAGAAGCUCACACCAACUUAACCAGUUAUGUGGUGGCAUGCAGUAUUGGCAAUAGUACCAUCCGUGAUCUUCAGGAUUCUGUGAAGAUUACAAUUAAGCACACAGUAAAGCAGGAUAAAAUCCAGAAGGCUCCUAAACCCACCUGUGUCUUUUGGGAUAUGAACAGAAACAAGGGCCAAGGUGGGUGGAAUCCUACAGGCUGCCUUGCACAAGCAGAAUCAAAUGAAAACGAGACUGUCUGCUUAUGCAAUCAUCUCACACACUUCGGGGUGCUGAUGGACCUGCCAGGAACUGCUCUACAAAUAGAUACUGAAAACACCAAAGUCCUCACUUUUAUAACAUACAUUGGUUGUGGAAUUUCUGCCAUAUUUUCAGCUGCAACUCUUCUGACGUACAUUGCUUUUGAAAAACUGCGAAGAGAUUAUCCCUCCAAAAUCUUAAUGAAUUUAAGCACAGCCUUGCUUUGUCUCAACCUGGUCUUCCUCCUUGAUGGCUGGAUUGCAUCAUUUGAUGUAGAAGCCCUUUGCAUCGCUAUUGCUGCCCUGUUGCAUUAUUUCCUUCUGGCGACCUUUACGUGGAUGGGCUUGGAAGCUGUUCAUAUGUAUAUAGCUCUAGUAAAAGUAUUCAAUACCUACAUUCGCCGAUACAUACUCAAAUUUUGCAUCAUUGGGUGGGGCUUACCUGCGGUGGUUAUAAUAAUUGUUCUAGCAGUCACAAACACAAAUGCAAAUAGUAUUUACAACAAAGAUCUGUAUGGCAAAAAUACUAAGGGGCAAGGUGGAGAUGACUUCUGCUGGAUAAAGAACACUAGUGUGUUUUAUGUGACCUGUGUUGGCUACUUUGGAAUCAUGUUUCUCAUGAACAUUGCCAUGUUUGUUGUGGUGAUGAUGCAAAUCUGCGGGAGAAAUGGAAAGCGAAGCAAUCGGACUAUGCGGGAAGAGAUUCUGAGGAACCUCCGUAGUGUUGUUAGCUUGACCUUCCUACUAGGCAUGACCUGGGGCUUCGCUUUCUUUGCCUGGGGGCCAUUAUAUCUGCCCUUCGUGUACCUCUUCUGUAUUUUCAACUCCUUGCAAGGGUUAUUUAUAUUUAUAUUCCAUUGUGCCAUGAAAGAAAACGUCCAGAAACAGUGGAGACGGCAUCUCUGUUGUGGUAGAUUCAGGCUUGCAGACAACUCAGACUGGAGUAAAACAGCAACUAAUAUAAUUAAGAAGAGCUCCGACAAUCUGGGGAAGUCCUUAUCUUCCAGUUCCAUUGGCUCUAACUCAACUUACCUGACUUCUAAAUCAAAAUCUACAUCCAAUACGUACCUUCAAAGAAGCAGCCAUUCUGACAAUGUUUUUCUUGACAAGCAUUCACCAAAAUAUGUCCAAGUGGACACAGAGCAGACAUCAAUCAUCCCGGUUCAUCAGGUUAUUGACAAAGUGAAGGGAUACUACAGUACUCACUCAGACAACUUCUACAAAAACAUCAUCAUGUCAGACUCCUUGAGCCACAGCACAAAGUUCUGAAUUUCUGGAACAACAAAAUUCAACAAAAAGCAUGAAGCUUAAGAAUGAAUAAGGACUUGAUUACAGAACAAGGAAAAAAUACCAAAGUCUUUAACCAGUUAUUGUUUGUCUACCAACUUCAGCGGGAAAAACAGUUGUCCUCAUUUAGGAAAUACAUCAUCUGAAUAAUGUCUUCACUUACACAAUAGUCGCGCUGACACUUCUGCAUCAGGACAUUUGUCAAACUUCUGUCUUUCCCCAGUGGCAUAUUAGUUAUAUGUUACUCCAUUUGUAUCUUUGCAAAAAUUAAGACCACCCUAAAACCCCCAAAUUCGUGACUUUUUAAAUUUGCCUUUAUUUAAACGGAAUAUAGAUAUAUAUUUUUAAUUCCUUCUCGGGUGUUCAGUGCAUCGUGUUCUAGAGAUCUUUUCCCUACAAGAAAGCCUAUUAUUGGUGAAUUAAUGAAUGCUUGUGCCUAAAGGCACAAGGCCAAACUAUUCAGAUAAGAUACCCUGAAUCUUGCUUGCAAAGUCUGGGCCAUAUUUAUAGCUUUGUGAAUGGCAAAAGUGGGGAAGUGCUUCUUUGCCUUUAGAGGUGCUUAAUGAAGAAUUUUGCUAACUUGAAAGUUUGCAUAGUCCUGGACCAAAAGGAAUUUGGUCCAACAAUAGAUGACCUUUCCUAAUCUAUUAUCAAAUGAGAAGGUUUGCAUACCACGCAGAACACUAAAUGUAAAUUUUUAUUGUUACUACAGUGGAUGAAAAUGUAACAUUUUCACAUAGUUUGCCUUAAUCUACGAGCUCCUUAUAUACAUGAGAACUCCUGGUUGGAAAAUGAAUGGACACUUUCCCAAAUGAUUCCAACAUUAAGAGAACCUCAGUGCUAUCCCAUGGCCUACUGAAGUAAUAGAGCUGUAGAGAUAGGGCAACUCUCUGUGCACAGCAGAGUAUUGGAAGAUACGGUUGUUAAUCUGUUCACAUUUACACAUUUUACUCAUGGAAUGUAAAAGAUGGAUUGCACAUGAGCAUACUUUGUGUGCACUAAGGUGUAUCAAUCCACCAACACAGUUGAGGUGAUCUCAUUCAUGUUUUUUAUUUCAUUAUUUCCUUCCACCAAAGCACUCAAACCAUCUUCCUGAUCAACACUACCAUUCACAUUUUUACUUCCCCACGUUUUUAUAAAGUGCUUUGAAUUACAACUCAUGGCUGUAACAAUCAUGCUUAGAUCCACUGGAAUCAGUAUGCUUAAUUCUUGGAAAUUAUCUAGUAAUAUUCACUGUAAGUAUAUACAUUACAUUUAUCAUUUCGAAAAAAUUUGGGGUUAAAAAAAGGAACUAGCCAAAUGCAACAAAAAUUAGAGGAAACCCCCCAAAUGUUAUCACUGUUCAGCACAAGUACAGGUUGACUCCUUCAGGUAAGUUUGUAUAGGAUCGCAGUUCCUCCAAGUGGCUAAUCAUAGAUUUCCCCUCAUAUUAUAUGCUGCUAUUAUUCCUAGGUAUGGAGUACAAUAGCAAUUUGAGUGCUUACCCUUAAUAUCAUUUCAAAUAUUGUAUGGUUAAUUACAACACUUUUCUACUGCAUCACAUAUAUUUAAGAAUUAGAAUUUUGUUACAAGGAAGUCACUUGAAUUGGAAACUGCUUAGGUCCCAUUUAGAAUUAAACAGCUAAGACAAGUGUUUCACCUCAAAAUAUGAACGAAAUAAUUCCUGAUGACAAUAAUCUAAUGGGGUUGAAUGGCUUCUCCAUGGAGAAGAAAAAUUUGUAUCUGAGCAUUGGCCAAAUUUGUAUAUGAUUAUCUCCCUUUCUUAAUGGCUUCCAGAAAGUAGCUUUAGUGUGAGAUUUCUUUUAGAUAAUUUUUUUAAGGGAAAAAUAAGAGAAUAGAAAUGCUUGUGAAUUAAAAUUAAUAAAAUACCCUAGUUCAAUAAGAUGAAACAGUAGAAUUUUCCUGAGUCCUAGGUAUUGUCUGACCAACAGAUUAAUGUAUGGUUUUGCCUAUAUUUUCACUAAAUUAAGCAUAUCCUUUGCUUUUACUACCAUGUAGUAAUCUUAAACUGUCUUAUUUCACUUAUACAUUUUCAAAUACUGUUUAUUUUUCCAUUGUAAAUCUUUGUUUAUCUUGUUGACAAAGCACCACCUCUCUUGUAUAUAAUUAUUUAUUUUUGAGGUUUUAAAAUAUGUCAGCAUAGUGUUAGCUGCAUACUGGCUUUGUCUGUGAUUAUAUGCAACUGUUAAAUGCAUCUUUCCACAAGAGAGGGAGGAAAAAAAUCAUCUCAAAUAUGCAUAUAUAUGUAUUAUAUUUUCUACAUGAAAAGUAUAUUGUGUAUGAUAUUGCUAGCAGUUUGAGGGAAGCAGUGGUGUAACUUCAAAUACUAGUCAUUAAGCACUAGUGAGGUGGAUUUAAAGUCUGGCCAAAAGCAGAAAUACUUUUUAAAGCAUUCCAUUUGUUAGUACUCCAAAUAAUUAAAAAAAUUUUAAAGCUG